UCUUGUCUCCUCAAUGGCGCACCCUGAGUCGCGGUGAAUAAACCGAUCAGUAUAUUUUUGAAUUGUUAACAUUUACAAAAUGGCUAGCAAAGUUCAUAGAGUACGUUACUAUAACCCAAAACCUGAAUUGAUAAAUUGUGUGUCUUAUAACACGAUAAAGAAACAAAUUGCUAUCGCGAGAGGGGAUGCAUCAAUUGAAAUAUGGGACUUAGCACAUGCUCCUUAUUUGAUAAAAUUUAUACCUGGUGUUGAAAACGGAUCGGUUGAAGCUUUGGGGUGGGUAAACAAUAGAUUAUUAUCCACUGGUCUUGGAGGUGCUUUAGUUGAAUGGGACUUAGAUAGGUCAUGUGUGAAAACUACAGUUUUUCUUACUGGAUAUGCUGCAUGGUGUCUAGAUGUGAAUUCUGACAACACCACAGUAGCUGUAGGUACUGAGCAAGGCUAUGUGAAUUUGUAUAAUGUGGAAAAUGAUGACAUUGUUUACCAAAAAUUGUUUGAUAAACAAGAAGGUAGAAUAAUGUGUUGUAAAUUUAAUAGUGCGGGAAACAUUCUGGCUACAGGAUCCAUCAAUACCAUUAGAGUUUGGAAUGUAAACACUGGGUAUGCUAUCAGCCGUAUGAAUGUCAGCCGGAGAGGCAAAGAGACUAUAGUGUGGUGUCUUGCAAUUUUAGCUGAUAAUAUUCUUGUGUCUGGAGAUAGCCAUGGUCGACUUACAUUUUGGGAUGGGAAUCUUGGAGAGCAGAUAGAAUCAUAUUCAACUCACAAAGCUGAUAUUCUGUCCAUAGCCAUAUCAGAUGAUGAGAAAAGUCUGUAUUUUAGUGGGGUGGACCCAGUUAUAACAAGCUUCAUAAAGGUCGAUAACAAACAGACAGGACCACAGUGGGUCAAACAUUUCCAGAGGCAUAUUCACGAGCAUGAUGUGCGAGCUUUGGAAUACAAAGAUAAUAAAUUAAUAUCAGUGGGAGUGGAUGGGUAUUUAACACUGUCCAGUUACCCUCCUAAAUGGGUGAUGAGGAUACCACACAUGAUACCAGCGCCAAGAUCAUCUGUUUGUGCUAAAAAGAAACUUCUUUUACUGAGAUACAACAAACAUUUAGAAGUAUGGAAACUGGGGAUGUUUGCUACUAAUCAAAAUGGUAAAGUUCUGUUUGAUAAUAUAAAUAAACAAGAAAUUGUAGAAAGUAAGGACAACAAUAAUUCUAAGACAGAAGAAGACUCCAGAAUUGACAUCUUGAACAAAGCGAGCAUGGCCAUUAGCAAAGAAACAAGGAGUUUGAAGUUGGUGGAUAAUCCUCUGAAGCUUGUGUCAAUUAAAACAAAAGGACAAAAGCAGAUAAGGUGCUGUGAGUUCUCCCCAACUGGCGAAUACAUUGUAUAUGCCACAGAUAGUGACAUCAGAAUGCUUAAACUAGAAACUGAUGAAGAACAAACAAACACGUCUUUAUCUAAAAUGAUAUUAAACGGCCUCCCACCGACUUGCGACCACAUAGCGUUCACAGAAGACUCCUUCACUAUGGCUGUGCACAAUGCAGGUACAUUGUACAUUUUACAAGUGGAUUCACUAGCUGGCGCCACCGUCGUACAGACUAUCAAUAUACAAAAACAUUUAAAAUCUUCCUCUAUCAUACAUCUUUAUAUAUCCAAGAAGACGGCAGCUGGCACAAUAUAUUUGGUGUUAGCAGAUACAAUGGGCUCCAUAGUGGUAUUCACGAAAGGCGAGCACAAGUUCGAGCAUUACGUCACCCUGCCGACGUACAAAUGCCUGCCGUCGGCGCUUACCAUCGACAGUGAUAGAGAUAGCCUCAUAGUGGCUUAUGUAGAUCAAAAGGUGGUAGAAUAUGAAUUGGUGAAUAAAAAAUUCACGGAAUGGCUGAACACAGCCUUACCCCCGGAGUGGUACUCGCGCAGCUCGGCCGUGACGGCAGUGAGCGCACACCCGCGCCGCGCCGCGCUCGUGUUCCGGGACGAGACCUCGCUGUGGGUGCUGGAGAGGGGGCCGGUUGAAAACAGCGAACCUCAAUCGAAAAGGAAAUCGAAAGGAGAAAAGAAGAAUGUGGCAUUCAAAGUAGUUCCAAUAAAGUACUUGGCGGAUUUCCACUGGAUAGCCGACGAUGAAGCAGUUACCGUAGAAAUUCUUCCCGAGAAUAUAGUCUCGCAACUACCGCCGAUUAUAAGCCGUAAAUAGAUUUUGUAAUUUUGUACAUUGAUCUGUAAUAAAUACUUUUCGUUAAGUCA
Messenger RNA from Amyelois transitella, 2235 nucleotides. RefSeq names its product U3 small nucleolar RNA-associated protein 4 homolog (gene l(3)72Dn). Gene Ontology annotation, cellular component: small-subunit processome; 90S preribosome; t-UTP complex. Gene Ontology annotation, molecular function: protein binding; RNA binding. The record is from RefSeq and is a predicted model, not a curated record. Bases 80 to 2185 code for a protein of 701 amino acids. Lineage: Eukaryota; Metazoa; Arthropoda; Insecta; Lepidoptera; Pyralidae. The transcript has 11 exons. Gene Ontology annotation, biological process: maturation of SSU-rRNA from tricistronic rRNA transcript (SSU-rRNA, 5.8S rRNA, LSU-rRNA).